Exserohilum turcica Et28A is the source of this 1889-nucleotide messenger RNA. RefSeq lists its product as uncharacterized. The coding region runs from base 50 to 1423 and encodes 457 amino acids. The transcript has a single exon. Gene Ontology annotation, molecular function: DNA binding. The record is from RefSeq and is a predicted model, not a curated record. NCBI's taxonomy places the organism in Eukaryota, Fungi, Ascomycota, Dothideomycetes, Pleosporales, Pleosporaceae.
CCACCUGCUCCUCCGCCACCCGCUCAAUCUCCGACUCUGCUCUCUCGCCAUGGAGACCUACCACGGCCACGUCCGUACCCCCAAUGACGCAAUCAUCCUCUUCGAGGCCUGCCGCAUCGGCAUACUCCCCCGCGUCCAGCGCCGCCUGUCGGAGAAGGAGCGCCAGCAGAUCAAGUCUGGCUCCGUCUUCGUCUGGGACGAGCGCGAGGCCGGCAUGAGGCGAUGGACCGACGGCAAGUCGUGGAGCGCCAGCCGCGUCUCCGGCAGCUUCCUCACCUACCGCGAGAUGGAGGGCAAGCGCGGAGGCAGCGCUGUGCCCACCGCCCCCGUGGCCAAGCGCGCCAGCGGCAAGUCGCCAGACGGCUCAGCAACGGGCGACUCCGAGGGCGAGGGCCCAGACGGCUACCGCUACAAGCCCGACGGUCUGAUGAAGCAGUCCUUCAGCAUCACCACCCAGAGCGGCCAGCACCUCCACCUCAUCAGCUACUACUCGCGCUCCAACUCGAGCAACCUCCCACAGCCCACAAACGACGCACAGCUGCGACACAUCCGCCCCCCAAAGAACAUGUACCCCGAGUCGGCCGUGAACGAGACGCAGUCGGUGCCUGCUGUUACCCGCGGCCCCAUGCCCAGCUCCCCCUACAAUGCCCCGGGACACAGCAUGGCUCCCUCGCCUCCCUAUGCUCGCGGCGGUCCUGUCGCGCCCAUGUACGCAGUGCCCAUCUAUCCCUCGACCCCUCCCAAUGGCUCCUCUCCGCUGCAUGCAUACUACCCACAACACCCUUACUUCUACCCUGGCGUCGUCUACGCCCAGCCCCCAUACCACCCUCAAGCACACGGUUUUGACCGCCCACCGCCGCCAAUGGCACAUGGCCACGGCCCACAAGCCCACCACCCGAUGCUCAUGCAGCACCCCGCAUACGCGGCCCAUGCCGCUCACGCAGCCCAGCAAUACAUGGCAACGCCCCCACUGCGCACCCCUUCAACUGCCGAGCACGCCCAACGCCAGCAACACCUCCAGCGCGUUAGUGCUGCACCUCCGCCAGCACCAGUUGCAGCCAUUCCCGAGCAAGGUCCGCAACUACCAGCCAUCAACGGUGCGGCUGCAGCAGGCGGAAACCGGCCGCCAACCCCAGAGUCUUCUGACAAGUCGGAACGACGCGCAUCAGAGCCUAGCGGAACCGCAUCAUCCGGAGCACCGCCGCCACCGCCAGUCUCCAGACCGCUACCAACGCUCGAUUCGCUUCUCAACGGCGACAGCCAAACAAAGGACAGCCAAACCACCAGCCGUUCUGGCAGCCGCAGCCCCAAUACUGUGCCAAGGUUUCCUCGCGAUCUUGCGCCUGAAAGGCUUGCCAAGAACAGCACUGCUGCUGACAGCAGUGCACUGAACAAGCUCAACAGUGUCUUUGUACGAUCAUAGCAACUGCUUUUUUCUGUAAUGUUGGCCGCGGUACCUACUACUGUCUUCUCUUCUUUCGUCUUUUGACACUUCGCGUAACGACCCAUUUUUACGCGCGACUUAUUUUCGCUUUUUUUCUUUCAACCUUAAAAGCUGCACGAAGAAAGAGGAAAGCCAUCAUCCACCACACGGGGCACAAGGCAUAUAUAUUUGUUUUUUUUUACGAACUUUUGCAUACGAGCGGCGUUUGGGAAACAGGUGUGCAGAUGGCAAGUACAACUCGAUAUCUUUAUUUGGGACUUGCCAAUCCAAAUCUAUUAGGGGAAUAGGUUACACUAGGAUUUUUUUGCGGGUUUCCAUGUUUGUGUCCGCGUGUCUCUGUUGGGCAUAGUUAGGCUUCACAACAAGCAUUUUUCGGCCGAUCAUGGGGCGGCCUGGGCGUUUCACAGAGUUAUUCUUUGUAGUUGCAUGUUUUAUAUAUAAAGUC